AUGGAGAGGUCCAAGCUCAAGAGCGAGCUCAAGCCACACGCUCGCGCCUCUCUCUCACUAGCGGCCGUCUGGCCUCCUCUCUAUUUCGCGCGAUUUGAGAAAUGAACGCAACCCUGGCAGCCUACACACACUCGGACCUCAAAACGAUCCAGCGACCGACGACGGGGCCUCCUCGCGACUUUUGUUGCUGCUAACUGCGGUCGACCCUACGCCACCGCGCUGACGGUGCCAAAGAAAGAUAUGGAGAUGCCAGGUCGAUGGCUGCCCGCUCAACACGUCUCGUUCGGAUGUGUGACGUCGUCGUUUGAGCCCCUUGCGAGCGCUGAUGGGAAGGGGGACGCUGGUGGGAGCCUCGUCGUUGACGGUGCCACUGCCAGUGGGAGAACGAACGGCGUGGCAGUCGCACCUCAUGAGCAGGUCUCGGAGGAGGCACAGGGGAGAGGGAGAGGAGAACGGGGUGUGAUCAAUCCACAUCAGGUCAGUACUGAGAUGGGUGUGUUGUGGGGUCGUGCAGUGGAGCGAUGAGCUGGCAAGCGGCGAGCGUAGAUUGUUGAUUGCACUAAGCGGAGCUGGCGGAGGUGGGGGGCAGCGGGGGGGGGGCAGCGGGGGGCUGGGCGUGUCGCGAAACACGAACGCCGCGAUCGAGCUGUGCUGAGGGGGGGACCAAGGAGGGCAAUCGGCGAAGAAAUACACGGAUCAAAGUUUGAGGCACGAUGUGGAGGUGCGAUGUUGGUUGGAGUGGCGUGCCACGCCUAGUAUCCGUCGCAGCACCCCCGGGGGACGACCCUGACAGCUCAUCAUUCAGCCGCUUCCAAAUCGCGCGCUCCGUUGCUCAAUAUUUCUGGGCAUCUCAGCAGCGUGUACUACAACUGACAGACCAUCCGCUUGCGCUGGUACAGGUCGCACUAGAAGUAGGCGACGAGGUGUACGUCUUUGAGGUCUUCAAGCCGGACGACGCCGACGAUCCGCUGUGGUAUCGAGGCUACGCCGUGUCGACUUCGCCUCGGCCGAGGUUGCCGACGAGCAUACCACUCGACCAACAGGCCUUUCCAUCGACGACACCCGCUUCACCUGGGUUGAGCCUCACUGAAGAGCCUCAAGGUGCGUUUGGGCUCUGGGCCGAGCGCCGACCGCUGCCCCGAGCUAAAGCUCUCACGUGAUCUUACCGGCGCUGAGCGACGUUUCCUUUCCUGCGCAACAGUCUCGGUCGGCAUCUUCCCAGCGUCGCAUGUACAGAUCCGGGAUUCGAUCGACAGUAGUGAACACUCGGAAUCGACACAACGAAUAGCAGCCGAUGCAGCCUGCGCCUCCGCUAACGGGGGAGGAGCACCUCGACCACCGACCCAUCGUGAUCUAAUGGCAGGGCGUAUGGAGCCCUUGCAGGAAGAGAAUGAGGACGAAGCGACCGACGAGAUCGGCAACAUCGUCGUAACGUCGACAAGAGAGCAGUCGAGGCAGAAGAACCGAGCGUCUGUCAUUUCCAUCUCUUCGUUCGUCGGAUCGCUCGCGACCGAAUUGCAGACCUCGUUCAAGCAGUCUCGUUCAUUGCAAUCCCCGGACGGGUUCCUCGGGAGGAUGUUCGAUCCUCGGCCUGCUCCGCCACUACCGAACCUCAAGUGCGGCGACGAAACCGCGAGUGGAUUGGAAGAACCGCUGAUUGACGAGAUCGCGUGUGCGUUGAGAGAGUGGGCGUCCCUGCUGUACACCCAUCUCUACCGACGCGACUACGCCCUCUUCGACUCGGUCAAACAACACAUCGAGGUGCUGCACAGUGGGAGGAAGCAGCUUUUGGCCAAAGGUCUGAGUCGAACCGAGACGGACAAGUUGAGGAGGGAACUCGUAUCUCGGCUCGUGCAGGGGAAUGUCGAGCAAGGGCUUGACGUCAUUGUGCGACACCCUCAGUACGGCGGGUUCGUUGACGUAGGUGUGGAAGGCGAUAUUGAAAGAAAGGCUUGGGUCUCGGUCGUCAAAAUGUGUAAGGACGUGUUUGGCCCCCAACGUCGAGUGCUGCGCUCGCUAACCUAUGCGUUGGCAUCCGUAGACGCAAUGCAGGUUGCGCUGGCUUAUUCUGGGGCCGACACAAAAUCAGCGACGGCAUCGGUGCUACCUCCUACCGCUCCGGCGCUAUCCGAUGAACCCUCCUCCUCACCCAUCACUUCCAGUGCCAGUCGAUUUGCCGAGCCCAACUUGUUCCAGAUGACGCCAGACCAAACUCAGGCCGCGGCACCGGCUGUUCCGCCGAAACCCCUGGCCAAGUUUCACCACGUCUUUGUCGACGUGCGCUCGUUCAACGCAUCGCCUUGCCUACCGGGUGAACUCGUAGAGCUCUACUUUGCCCUCUUCAACAAGACCGACUCGAGGUACAUCACCGAGGAGUGGUGCGUCAUCUUGAACCACCUCGGGCAACACUUCAACGAUGCCGAGUCGAAGCAAGGUCGCAUGCGCACGCUCUUCCUCGAUCUAUCCCAGAGUGAUGUGCAAGAUCAACUCUUCCUGGUUUGUCGCAUCGUCAAGAAUGCCUCGAACAAGAACGCCCAUGGGAGCCCCGAGCUGAGCUCGACAUCGACCUUGGGAGGAUCAUUGAGGAGGCCCUCCUUCUUUCCGACCCCUGGUUCACCUCAAUCGACCACGACUGACGAUGCUUCGACAAUUCCUGGCUUCUCGAUGUCGGCGACCGACCUCAGCCUCGCUGAGCAUGGUGGAAUGCUGCUGAGCGAUGCGAGCGGUCGUCAGACCUCGCGCAGGCCGUUCGGGUGCGCCGUGCUCGAGAUCAGUCAGUUCGCCAAAGCGAGCGAGACUUCGGCCGAACACUCGAUGCCGAUCUUUGUUCCCGUUCACGAAUCUAACUUCUCUCUCCUCCACGAGGACAUCAUCGCGAGUCGAAUUAAAGAGAUCGAGCGUAACCCAUGCGCCGAGUCGCUUUCGGUCAACGUGCGGAUCCUGUAUGGUGAAGCCAACGCGUUGCGCAAGAGUAUGCCGCAGCUCCUCGAUGGAGUGCCAUUGACAAAUCGGUUGGGCUUCCCUGACGUCGUUUUCCCCGGGGAUCAGCGCAACGAGAUCUACCUCAAGAUCUGGAACGGGACCUUCUCAAGCGUCAGUGGGAUGUCAGGGACGACGAGGGGUUUGGCCCAACUGACGGCAGUCGCUGGAGGAGGGGCGAAGAAUAUCGAGGUUACGGCUGAAGUCAGGACAAGGGAUGGUCGAGCGGUCGAAAGGGCCAUCUCGCGCGGGACCGGAGGACCGAAUGUGACGCAGUUCCAGUCCAUCACGUACAAGUCCAACAACUCGCCUAGUAAGUGCAUGUGGUCGACGACACUGUGAGCAGACGCUGUGAGCUGACGCAUACGCUACCUUUCUUGCUGCAGCUUGGGCCGAAUUGCUCAAGCUCGAGAUCCCGGUCGAGUUGAUGGAGAGCUGUCACGUCUUCUUCACCGUUCGAUCGCGUGGGUCGAAAGAACGUGGCCCACCCGGGGCAACAACAACCGAGCGACCAUUCGCAUUUGGCUACAUGCCCCUCUUGCUCAACAAUUCCGCAUUCCAAUCCGAUGGAUCUCAUGUGCUGACGAUGUACAAGUAUGACGUCAACGCUGCGAUCCCCUCCGUCUACCUCAAGGCGCCGUCACUGCGCACGGCGGAUAGCAAGGAGGCGCUGGAGGCGUUGCCGGCUUACACAAACAAGACGCUGGUCCUUGUGAAGGACACCUUGACGGUGCGAUCGUUCCUCGUCUCGACGACCUAUACGCAGAACGAAACACUGCUCAAGCUGCUGCGCUGGGAAACGGAGCUCAUGCAGGACAGCGAGGCGCUCAAGGAUACGCUCACCAAGCUGCGCUUCUGCAGCGAAGUCGAGGUGUGCAAGUUCCUACGACCCAUCUUUGACGCCUUGUUCGGGAUCCUUGCAAGGCAUCCUACCGGCGAUGUCGACGAUCUCGUCUUUCACGCGCUCGUCACGAUCCUGGGCUUUGUCUCGGAUCGACGAUUCCACAAUUUCCGACCCGUCUUGAAUGUCUACAUCGACCAGCACUUUUCCAAUUCGAGCGCUUCCUCGCACAUCAUUAGCUCCCUACACAAGCUGCUACGUGACCCCUCUAGUCCCGAGGCGGGCACGACAUUGCGUGCGAGCAUCAAGGUGUGGCACUACCUGUUCAAAUUCGUCGUCACCUCUCGCGAGAUCCAACGCGCCAAGGACGUCGGCUCCGGCGUCACGUCCGAUCACCUCGAAAUGACUUUCAAGCGUGACUUGUCGGCCCUGUUGACCCAAAUCAAUUUCCUCAUGCGUAUGUCAACGCCUUCGUCCAUCAUUGGGACGCAAACGUUGGCGGUGCAACACUUCGCGAGCAUCAUUCCCGAUUUGGCCAAAUGCUUUGAUCCGCAAGAACUCGCUAACCUGGCGAUCUCGUUCUGCGAUUCCAUCACUCCCAAAGGCAAGAUUGCGAUCUGGAAGAUUCUUCUGCAGAGUCAACUCGUCAACGGGGUGCUCUUUACGACUUCCGUCGGUCGAGCUGCGCUGGUACCGAACCUCGUCCGCUGGCUCAAGUCGGCGCUGGGCAAAUUUGACGAGCAUGCCAUGUGCUCGCCCAAAGACACGGAGGCGAUGCGUGACAAUGCUCGAGUCGCAUGGGUCGAAGGAAUACGGCUCGCGAAUGGCGUCGUCGCGGCCAUGCUCGACUCGAUUCACACCGCACUGGUCAGCCCCGAGGUUCAAGCAAGUCGGGGCCAGCUCGCACAAGAGCAGGACAACAUCGAGUACUUGUUGGCGCUGGCCCCCAAGUUGCUCGAAUCGUAUCGCGAGCUUGAGAACAUCGCGAACCUCGAAUCGAUCGCUCGACAGCGGUCGACGGCUUCCGUCAUUGCCGCGGUCCCGACCGUCUUCCCCUCGAGCUACCCGUUCUCGCUCAUCGCGCUCCCGCCUAACCACUUGCAUCGCGAGAAGGCGAGACAGCGCACCAAAGCCCGGUCGCAUGUACCUGAUGCACAGUCGGAUGAGGAUGAAGGCACGCCUGUGUCACUUCAGGGUGGUGUUGGAGAAGUCGCCUGCGUCUUUAUUGCUAUCUUGCAUCUUGCCCCCUGCAAGAUCUUCACCAACUGGCUCGAGUCGAUCUCCGAAGUCGAAAGCAAGGACAAGUUCGGCCAAAUGCUCGCGCAGAUCUUUCGCGUCUCAAAGUCGAUCCUCUCCGACGAUGGGACCUCCGCGGCCUUCCCUUCGGAAUGGCUCAGUAUCUCGAUCCUCGCGCAUCAGGUGAUCGUCAAGAUCCUCGAUCCGAUCGCCGACAUUCUCGAACGCGAUUUCAUCCCUGCCUCAUCGGCAUCGUAUACAUUCAACACAUCGCUCUGGCGAGACUUCUUCAGCAUGCUGCUGCGACUGUUGGGGAGCCCGCAGUUGCUCAUCGAAGACUUUUCGCCUCAAAAACGAAGAGCCGUAUGGAGACUCGCUGGGGAUCUCCGAGGCGAAGGGGCCAAAGUGCUCGGCCGACUGUGGAACGCCAUCGGCGGGCCUGAGCCGCGAUCGACGGCAAGAACCGGCGGCUAUCAGGUCCAAUUCGUUCCGGGUCUUGUCGGGGACGUCCUAACGCUAUGCCUUUCGCACCACGACGAGCUGCGCAAAACGGCCGUCCAAGUCCUGUUCUCCAUGAUCGUGAGCGAAUAUUCCCUCAAUGACGACUUCAGGGCCAUCGAAGCCGAAGUGAUCGAUCGCCUCGACAAGCUCUUCAUGUCCCAAACGAAGAACCACGAGAUCUCGCGCGCUUUCUUCGUCAGUCAACUCAAGACCUUGUUCGACGAGGCCAAGAUCGAGACCAAAUUGAGGGAACAGGUCGAGACGUUCAUCGCUUCGGUUAAUUCGUUCUUGGAUUUGUUGUUGGCUGUGAGGAAUCUGCCGGAUGGGGAAGAGUAUCAAGAGGAUCGGAUUAUCAGUACGCUCAAAUUGAUGUCGUUCAUUCGAGGGAUUGGGAGGAGUGAGAUCUUUGUGCGCUACGUCGACCGACUUGUUUCCUGUGAGUGGGAAGUGUUCCGGUGGAUCUCGAAUGUGCCAUGACUGACCUAACGUAUCCUCAUAGAUCACAUUGCUCUCGGGAACGAAACGGAAGCGGGUCUGACGUUAAUGCUUCACGCCGACCUGCACACUUGGGAUCUCAAGACUUAUGUCGAUGCGCUUCCGGAUCUCGGCUUCCCGCGACAGACUGCGUUCGCACGAAAAGAGUGCGUGCAGAUGAGGUCCUUCGCGACAUGAAGAUUCCUCAAUUGACUUUUCCCCCACUCGGCACAGAUCGCUCUACAUGCGUAUCCUGGAGCACAUGACCAAAGGCAAAGCCUGGGAGACCGCUCUCGCUUUGUGCAAGGAAUUGCAGCAGCAGUACGAGACGCAUAAUUUCAACUAUGCGCGUCUAUCGGAGCUAUUGAUUCUCCAGUCCGAGCUGUACGCGAGCAUCAUCAAGGGCGAUCGUCAAUUCGGGUAUGUAGUUGACCGAGACCGAGAUCACCAGGAAAUCAAGGACUGAUUGGCUGGAUCUUGACUGCAUACAGCGACUUUUUCCGGGUGGCGUUCUACGGCAAUCGAUUCCCCUCUUCUGUUUCGGGCAAGCAAUUCAUUUAUCGGGCGCCGCCGAACGAGAGAUUGGAAAUGUUCACGGAGAGAAUGCUUAACAAGCAUCCGAACGCGACUUUGCUCAAGUCGUCAAUGAUCCCACCCGACGACGUACAAUACUCCGACGGUCAACUACUUCAAAUCACCGCUGCUACGCCCGAACCGGAUGCGACGACACCCAUGUUGACCAAUCCCGAUGUACCACCCUCGAUCAAGGCCUACUACCAGCAGAACGAGACGCACAUGUUCAGCUUCUCACGUCCUUUCGUACGAGAAGGUGGAGAUAAACCCAGCGCGGAGAGCGAAUUCAUGAACGAAUGGGUUGAGAAGACCGUCUUGAUCUGCGAGGAUUCGUUCCCUACCGUUUUGAGGCGGUCCGAGGUUGUCGAGAUUCGCAUCAUCGAGAUCUCCCCGAUCGAGAUGGCGAUUGCAGACGUCGAAUCGCAACGCCAAGGACUGAACGAGUUGCAACAACAGUAUACGACAUUGGGCCUUCAAGAUGCGUCGUACGAGUCGGUUUCGCUAGAGAGGAUCAACACGCAGGCCUUGUCACUGGCUUUGAACGCGGCCGUCGAUCCGCCACCGCAACAAGGGGUGCCGAUGUAUCGUCGCGCCUUCUUUGGGGUGGAAUAUGCCGUGAUGAAUCCGGGCAAGACGUCGUUGAUCCAGAAGUUGCAAGAGGAGAUCGAUCAGCUCGUGAGUCCGAUCAGAGUAUUCAAGAGUCCUCGAGUCUCAGUUCUGACCGAGUAUCGUUUGGCUUUCAUCAGGUGCUCGUCAUAGGUAGAUGCCUCAAACUGCACGCCGUUCUAUGUUUCCCGGACAUGGGCCCCUUCCACGCGACCUUGGAGAAUUUGUACGCCAAGACGUUCGCGAACGAAUUGAGUCGGCUUCCCGAAGAGACGUUCGACGCGACUGAAUUCGCCAUCUUGGAAUCCGACGGCGCUGCCCCCAACCCCAUGAUCUCCUCGCGAUUCCCUACGAGGGCCAAUGGCGGAUCGUCGUCCCGCAUCACGGGAGGUUCGAACGCGCAGCCCGUGCUGCGAACGCAAGGGAGUGUCUUGGUUUCAGCUGGGAAGGAUCCGACGCUCGCUCGAGCAGACGUUGCUACGCCGACGAGUUCGCCGGGUGGGUUGUCGAGAUUCAACAGCGUCAGUACGUUGACGCCUUUGAAACGAAGGGAAUCGACGUCAACGACGGUCGCUGCGGGCGUCCAUGGAUCGCCUUCCUACGCCGGGUAUUCCAUGACGAGUGGAACGUCCUCCCUUCAGAGAUCAGGAUCGAUGCUUUCGAUCGCUACGACGGCGACGACGACGACGACGCACCCAGGACCGAACGCCAGUCGAACGACCUUGGAUUCCCUUCAAGCACGACGCCCUUCUUCACCCGCCACAUUCUCCAUCAGUUCGACUUCGACGGCGACGAAGAGGAAACCUUCUUUGGCGGGGGAUGUGUUGUCCAAGCAGACGUUGGCGAAUUUGGCGGCGCCUUUCCAUGGCAAGAAUGGCGGUGGGUCAAAGACCAAGGAGAAUGGAGGAAGGAAUAGCGUGUUUGGAAACUUGUGGAAGAGGAAGGGGUCGACACUGCCGACGGGGCAGGAGUCCUCGGAUCAGUUCUGA
Messenger RNA from Microbotryum saponariae, 8199 nucleotides. The record is from the annotation of a GenBank genome assembly. Lineage: Eukaryota; Fungi; Basidiomycota; Microbotryomycetes; Microbotryales; Microbotryaceae.